AUGUAUCGCCACAACGCCCCCCGCACCCCCGAAGUCGUGCGCGGCUACCUGCUAGGCAACACCCUCGGCGCCGGCAGCUUCGGCGCGGUCCGUAAAUGUACGCAUCUCGCAACCGGAAAAGAGUGUUGUGUCAAGGUGAUGAGCAAGCAGAUCAAUUUGAAAGAAGAGAUUAUGGGAGAGGUCGAGAUUCUUAUGGCCCUGGAUGGAGGCUCGGGGCUCUGGACGAGGCUGUUGGAUGUGGAGGAGGAGCAUGCUGAGAAUUGGUACAUCUUCCUCGAACUCGCCCACGGCGGCGACCUCUUCGCCAUCUACGAGUCGCAAACCCUCCUCUCCUCCUUCCGCACCAGAGAGCUCCUCUACGACAUCGCCAAAGCCCUCCAAGAGCUUCACGAGCGCUCCAUUGUCCACCGCGACAUUAAACCGGACAACAUCCUCCUCUCGACCCGCACCCCGGCCGCCCGCGCCCUCCUCGCCGACUUCGGCAUCAGCACGUGGUGCGACGGCGCGCAGGUACUCAGUCAGCGCUGCGGCACGGCGCGCUACAUGGCGCCGGAGAUCUGUGCGCGUCGCAAUUACGGGUGUCAAGUUGACAUGUGGUCGUUUGGAUUGCUAGCGUAUAUUCUUGUGUUCGGCCAGCCGCUGCUCCCCGAAGGCGCAACAGACGAGGAAACCAUGCAGAUGACCGCGGCGCUGAAGCCCGGGUUCCUGAAGAACACGGAGGGCCAUAGUUCGGAGGCGUUCGGGUUUAUCAAGUCCCUGCUGCGCAUCAACCCCAAGAAGCGUCUCACGGCCCGCGCGGCGGUGGACCAUCCUUACCUCCGUGCCGUGAAGCUGAAAAGGGAGCGCGAAGCCUUGUUUCAGAAGUACUCGCACGCCGGCUUGGAGGCCCGCUUCAGGGAGGAGAGGGAGAUGAAGAAGCUCCGUGAGCGCCUCAACAACAUUCGUGCGGCGGACGAAACUAACCAGAACACACCACCAUCCACGGCAGCGGCGACGGCGUCGGCAGAGACGGAGGCGGCGGUACAAAGGCGCCGGGACAAUACCGGCGUGGAGAUCAAGCAGGAAGAGAGCGAGGACGGGGAGGACGUGUGGGUCACCGAGGCCAGAGAGAGCGUGCGUGAGCGCGGUCGGCCUGCGAAGAGACGUUUUGCGAUUCCGCGUCCCCGGGCACGUGCUGCUGUUGCGAACAGCGAGGCCGGGCGCUCAAACACCGCGACUGCGGCUGGGCCAGCAAAUAUCGCUGCUGCAAUUCCACCGGUGCCUGCGCCGCAAAUGAGGCGUAUGGCCUACCCUCUUGCGCCCACCGCUCCACGAGCGCCCGCGGCCGUCACAACUGCGAACAUCAACAUCAGCACAAACAACGGGCCGUUGAUCAACCUCUCAUCCACCCCCUCGCCUGCCGCCCCGGCCCCACGAGUCGCAAGCGGCAUUCCGCGCUUCACCGGCAUCCCUCGAUUCACCGGCAACCGCCAGCAGAACACGGAGUCGCCGAACUCGAGUCCUCCGGUGGACGGCGGGUUUGAGAGCCGCUAUGAGGACGUUUUCAUGCACAACUUCAGGAUUGAGAGCGGGUUCUAUCACUGCCCGCCGGGCGUGGAGAUGAAGGAUUUGUUCAAGUACAGGGUUGCAGGUCCGCGUUUGUGA
Molecule: messenger RNA, 1644 nt
Organism: Morchella sextelata
Lineage: Eukaryota; Fungi; Ascomycota; Pezizomycetes; Pezizales; Morchellaceae
Exons: 5
Coding region: 1-1644 (547 amino acids)
Biological process (GO): mitotic DNA damage checkpoint signaling; protein phosphorylation
Cellular component (GO): cytoplasm; nucleus
Molecular function (GO): ATP binding; protein serine/threonine kinase activity
Source: RefSeq, a predicted model, not a curated record